GUCAUCGCAUGAUGAGUGAUGCUGUAGUGACAAAGUCGCCGGCGGUGGUCGUCGGCCCGUCGGAGCCGGGGACGCCAACCGGCAUCAUCAGCCUCUCCUCCUUCGACAAGGUUCACAUUCCUAUCCCGAUGGCGCUCCUCCUCAUCUUCGACGAGCCGAUCGACGACCCCGCCGAGACCAUCAAGAAGGCCCUGUCGCGGGCGCUGGUGCCGUACCACCCUAUGGCCGGCCGGCUCGUUGCCGGAGCCGACGACGACGCGUACCUCAGCAUCGCGUGCACCGGCGAGGGCGUGCCUUUCGUGGCCGCCUCGGCUAGCUGUGCCCUGGAGGAAGCCAUGACGGCGCUGUCGCCGGGGCUUCUCAGGGAGCUCACCGUUCGUUACCCUGGCGAGCUCUGUCGCCUCAGCGACGCCUUGGUGCUGAUGCAGGUGACGGAGUUCACCUGCGGCGGGUUUGUCGUCGGGGUGACAUGGAACCACGUCAUGGCCGACGGCGCCGGGAUCGCGCAGUUCCUGCAGGCCGUCGGCGAGCUGGCCCGCGGGAUGGGGGCGCCGUCCGUCGUCCCCGUCAGGUCGGGCGCCACGAUCCCGCCCAUCCCGACGCCCGUGGUUGCCGCGCUGAGGUCCCAGAUGCAGGUCCUGACAGAGGAGCUGGCGAGCCUGGACGUCAUGAUCCCCUCCAGCCUGAUCAGCCGCGUCAAGGCCGAGUGCAGUGGCGGCAGCACGACGUUCGAGGUCGUGGCCGCGGCGCUCUGGCGGAGCCGCACCCGCGCGAUCUUCUCCGGCUCCGGCAACGGUGACCCCGACGCUCCCGCGAUGCUCUGCUUCCCAAAGAACGUGCGCGAGAAAGUCGGCGCCGAGCACGGCUACUACGGCAACUGCUUGAGCAGCCAGCUGGUCCUGGCGACGAACGGCACGGUGGCGAGCAGCGAGAUCAAGGACCUGGUGAAGCUCAUAAAGGGCCAUGCGGACAUACUGGAUCUGCUAAAGAAUGGUGGCGCCGCCUCGGGGGUGGAUUUGGGCAGGCUCAUGUCGUCCCCGAGGUACCACACGAUCGCCGUCUCAAGCUGGCGGAACCUUGGGAUGGAAGCGACGGACUUCGGGGGUGGGAAGCCGGCGAGGGCGAUGUGGCAGCCGGAGAACUCGGCGGGGUUCUUGUGCGUGGUGUGCCCGCCAUGCAAGGGGAAGGACGGCGUCAACGUCCUGUCCCGCUGCGUCACGCCGGAGCACGCCGAGGCAUUCCUACGGGAGCUGGCCGCGCUCGACAUGUAACAUGCUCUAUCGUUUCUCUUGUACUCCAUUUUCUUCCCUCGCUUCCGAUCGUCUACCGAUCAAUCUUCCUCCCUCUACGCAACAACAGCUUUGCCGACACAAUGUGGCCACGAUUCAAACAAAUAGACUCAUAACGUGAUGCGUGACGUGAUGUCAUGUGUUAAUUUUAUA
Triticum dicoccoides is the source of this 1442-nucleotide messenger RNA. Its product is annotated as acyl transferase 15-like. Lineage: Eukaryota; Viridiplantae; Streptophyta; Magnoliopsida; Poales; Poaceae. The record is from RefSeq and is a predicted model, not a curated record. The coding region runs from base 9 to 1271 and encodes 420 amino acids. The transcript has a single exon.